This is a messenger RNA of Folsomia candida, 1600 nucleotides long. Its product is annotated as zinc finger protein 667. Bases 134 to 1393 code for a protein of 419 amino acids. The record is from RefSeq and is a predicted model, not a curated record. The transcript has 3 exons. NCBI's taxonomy places the organism in Eukaryota, Metazoa, Arthropoda, Collembola, Entomobryomorpha, Isotomidae.
GUAAGAAAAGUUUGUGCAGUUUUCACACUUUCACGUAGGUUUUACAUGCUCUUCACUGAAAACUCUUCAGCGUGACAAAGUUGAAUUUUGAGGUAAUUUGAUAUUAGUUACAAAAUUUGGAAAAAUACAUAGGAUGGAGGUACAGUCUUCUGAGGAAUUAAGUGCGAGGUGCCUACUAUGCACAAGGACGCAUUGUCCAUCGUCCAACAACUUGGCGAUGGCUGGGGAAAUUGGAGAGGAAAUGGGUGGAUCGUCAUUAGUGGAUUCUCAACUCAAUACAGUUUUCGUAAUUCGAAACUUGCUACAAGUUUCCUCUGCGGACUGCACCAGGUUGGUCUCCUCACAUGGGAAUCCUUCCGAAUGGGGCACAUUUUGCCCUCAGUGUUCCACGCUAGUUCGAGAUGCUCAAUGCGUCGCCAUUAUCAUCAAGCGUUCUCUGACAAAACUGAAAUGCAUCCGGAAACGAGUGAUUAACAAGCUCUUAACUGGUAGUAUCACAGUUAGUUGUGGGACGAAUUGUGAAAAAAAUUCGCGAGGGUCAGAAAAGCGUGUCAGCAAGACACAAAAGGUUCGACAUGAACUACGAAACAUAGUUCAUCAUCACAAUAAGUGUAAGCAGAAGAAAGUAAGAGGCGUCAAAUCAAUUGAAUCUGAGGAAUCAGCAAUUCACGAAAAAGUCGAUAUCUCGUCCUCUGAUCAAUUUUUUGAAGUACAAUCGGAUAAUCGUCCGCGUAAAAGGGCCAGACAAAACUUGAAAAAAGGUGGUAAACCAAUUUGUAGGGAAAGUCCGAAAUGCGAUAUUUGUUCAAAAGCAUUCCUCAACAAAAUUCAACUCUUCAAUCAUCGUCGUGUGGAUCACCAAGUUUACGAACUGCUUCCUAAAACACCGACCCAUAUUUGCGACCAAUGUGGAAAGACAUUCACUUCGAGCAUGCGUCUAAAAAAACAUAUCCAAAUUGUUCAUCAACAAAUUUUCAAAUUUACAUGUACCAACUGCAAAAUGGGCCAUGCUGACAAAAGCUCAUACGACAGGCACAUGCUAUCUCAUACAACAUUUAAACCGUACAUUUGCCACGUAUGCGGAAAAGGUCUGACGCGAUCAUCCGAUCUGAUUAGGCAUAAACGACUUCAUACUGGUGAAACGCCUUACAAAUGUGAUCAAUAUCAAUGCAGUGAAUCUUUCACCGAUGCCAGCAAAGUAAAGAAACAUAUGAAAAUAGCACAUGGAAAACCAGCUCAUCUUUGCAGCUGUGGCAAAAAGUUUUAUACCUUUACGCAACUUCGUCUUCAUAAAAUAAUUCAUGACCCUUCUCAUGAACAAAACGUGAAGAGACGGAGACGAUCCAUAAAUUCCUCAUCUAAUAAUCCAAUAAUUCCGUCAUCAAGUAUAUAGGAGAACCCUUGCGAAAUUUAGAACAAUUUGGUCAUGAAAGAUGGGGUCAUUUGGUGACACCAACUGGGUCACCUUGUGGAACCAACAGAACAAAAAGAGCAUCGUGCUAGAACGGUGGAUUUUGCUCGAAAUAUUUUUAAUAUGUUACAAAUUGAAUAACGGAAAUAAAACCAAAUAAAUAUUUUGUAUUGUUUGUUUUAUAUCUUA